Varroa destructor (honeybee mite) is the source of this 1133-nucleotide messenger RNA. It is a transcript of the gene beta4GalT7, whose product is annotated as beta-1,4-galactosyltransferase 7. Gene Ontology annotation, molecular function: xylosylprotein 4-beta-galactosyltransferase activity. Gene Ontology annotation, cellular component: Golgi apparatus. Gene Ontology annotation, biological process: carbohydrate metabolic process; proteoglycan biosynthetic process. The record is from RefSeq and is a predicted model, not a curated record. Lineage: Eukaryota; Metazoa; Arthropoda; Arachnida; Mesostigmata; Varroidae.
GAACAGUAAGCCGUGUUCCACUACCCUGAGCUGCUUCUUUUUCCGGAGUUCGGAGCGCCAAUGCUGCCGGAAAUGGCACGAGCAAGUUUAGCGUAAUCGAUUGGAAGACUAGGUGGUUCUUAAAAGCUUGCGAUGCCUGUGGGUCGAGGCCAAGUAAAAGCGCUUAUUGUGAAGCGUACUCGGCGUGCCAUACACGACUUCAAAAUGGGUUUCGCACCCCGCAACGUCCGCCAACUGUUCUGUGCUGGUAUAGCUUUGUCGUUGACGUGCACGUUAUGCCUGGUUUUCUGGCUUAAUCUCGGCAUUCUCGAACAUCCAUACUCACAUAGAUUAGCCAUAAUUAUACCAUUUCGGGAUCGGUUUGAAGAACUACUUGAAUUUGUACCGCAUCUAAGUCGAUUUUUAACAGCCCAGGGGGUAGCGUACAGAUUUAUUGUGAUCAACCAAGGUGAUCGGUUCCGAUUCAACCGCGGAGCGCUCAUAAACAUUGGAUACCUUGUGAGUAGGGCACAAUGCGAUUAUAUGGUGAUGCAUGACGUGGAUCUUCUUCCGCUCAACCCGAAACUCAGCUAUCGUUUUCCACAAGGAGAUAACGUGAUCGUCCAUAUAGCAGCUCCUCAUCUUCAUCCUAAAUACCAUUACUCCACUUUCGUCGGUGGGAUACUGCUAAUGCGGCACGCGGUGUUCGCUCGGCUAAAUGGCCUAUCGAAUAAAUACUGGGGUUGGGGUUUGGAAGAUGAUGAGUUUUACGUUCGCGCCAAAGAGGCAAACGUACGAUUUGAGAGACCGCCGACGGACAUCGGAACUGGGAUCAACGACACGUUUCGGCAUAUUCACGAUGCGCGACGUCGUCCGCGUGAUAUGGUCCGAAUUGGGUCGCAGCGAGAGGAGUCACGCAAGCGCGAUCGAGUUACCGGCCUCAACAACGUUGUUUUCCAACACCAGGGCCUUUACCAAGUCAGAAUUGGCGAAGUGCCUGUGGACGUCCACAAUGUUCAUCUACAUUGCGAUCUGACCAUUACGCCAUGGUGCGAAAAACCUCGACCGAAAAAACCUGUCGCUCUAUCGGCCAUCGAUAACCCGCCGCGAAAUCCAGUGUCACCCUGAGUUCUCUGUUGAAAUGUGCCGGCCGU